Messenger RNA from Leguminivora glycinivorella, 1468 nucleotides. RefSeq lists its product as uncharacterized. NCBI's taxonomy places the organism in Eukaryota, Metazoa, Arthropoda, Insecta, Lepidoptera, Tortricidae. The coding region runs from base 30 to 833 and encodes 267 amino acids. The record is from RefSeq and is a predicted model, not a curated record. The transcript is spliced from 3 exons.
CUUUUUCUGUUUUCAGCUAAGCAGCAGCCAUGAUUCCUAGCUCACUCAUCACAGUCACCAUCAUCCUUCUAUCACUACACACCAUCACAGCAGAAGAAGGAUACCUUCGCUACGUCAAAGAUGGCUGCUUCCUCCGCGGCGAAGCACUUUCCUGCGUUAAAUACAAAGCUUUAAAAGUAGCUAAGAAGACUCUUUUUGGUGAUGAUAUCAAUGGCAAUGAAACUAUAAAAGCAAACAAUGUAAUCAGCUUUGUACCUUUAAAUCAAGAAACUGUAGAGAAGCUAAAUAUAAAGAAGGAAGAAUUGGAAGUGAGUGAACCGAGAGGGUUUUUAUCAGAAUGGGCGGAACUGACGAAGUAUGCUGUGAAGGUUGUGAAGGAGUUCUUCAGGAUGAAGGGGAUGAAGGUGAAUUUGCCGGAGGGAGCGAGGACUAUUGAGGAGGAAGAUGUGGAUGUUGAUGAUGGUCGCGGUCGCAGAAAGAGACUGGCCGUCGUUGUCCCCCUCCUAACCCUCCUAGCAGCGUUGAAGACGAAGCUCCUCCUCAUCCCGAUCCUCCUAGCAGUUCUCCUCAUCAAGAAACUCCUCCUGAUUGCCGCUCUACUCCUGCCUGGUCUCCUGAGCACGCUUAGGGCUUGCAAGCAUCAUCAGAUGCCAAGCUACUCAUUUUUCGGCAGCAGUGACUCUUCAGACUUCAACUCCGACUACGGUAGCUAUGCGUACUCCUCAGGAAAUGGUUACUCUAAGGACUGGGCGGCAAAUAGGGCCUAUAACAUGCAGAAAUCUAGGCCCACUCCUGCCCCUAUGUAUAUCACUGCGCCUGGCGGUGUAGCAUAGAAUAAAAUGAUAUUUAUUUAAGAAAAAAAAAACUAUGUUCCUGACUGGUGGGUCAAAGUGUAAUUUUUAUAACAGGCAUUAUUUUAUGAACAUGGUGGGCUGGUUGUGACAAAUCAAAUAUUAUAUUUUGUUUAAUUUUACAUAGUCUUUAUUAAUCAAUUAUCAAUUAUUUAUCCGUGAUAACUACAAAUAAACAAGUGCAAAAACAGAAACAGCAAAUAAAAUAAAUUAAGACAUAUUAGUUACCACGAAAUGGUUCUGACUCAGCAUAAAUGCUAGCCCGACAUCCGCUACCCCUUUCUUUGUCUCAAAAACACAAACGCAUGACCACACACCGGCACACAUCGGUGAAGUCACGCGCGAGUUAUCCGCCGAUUCGAGCAAUUUUUAAAUUAUGGAAUUUCAGGAACAUUUUUGUUAAUUUUUUUUAAUGCGAUCUCUAGAAGUUUUUAUUUAAUAAAACAGGGGUAAAUAAAUAAAAUAACAGGUACACUUUUUUGUUCUGCUAUAUAACCACUUUCUUAAAUAUUGUCUGUUAUAAAAAUUACACCCUGUAUAUAAUUGUAUAUAAAUGCAGACCAUUUUUGGUAUGCUGGUGUUGGUAAAUUAUAUAGAAAAUACUUUUUAACUUAUCA